AUGAAUGUUCUGAAGAAUCAUUCGAAAGUAUUCAUCGGCGAUUUUAGCUCGUUUGAGCGUAAAAUCAACCGUUUUAUGGAUGGUGUGCCAGAUAAUUUCAUGGUGGUUGCAGAUUUUGAUUAUACUCUGACAACAAGCAAAACUAAGACUGGUGAUCAAGCUGAUAUCACUUAUGAUGUGUUUGCUAAGACAGCAGCAAGUAGAUCACCAAACUGCGGCCAACUGUUCAAGACUUUGAAUGAGAAAUAUUCUCCUAUUGAAACUAAUUCGUCUUUGAGUAAUGAAGAGAAAUCAUUAGCUAUGUUGGAGUGGUGGACUAAAGCUAAUGAUCUUAUCAUUCGUGCAGAAUUCAAGGAGAAAGAAAUAUUGGAUCUUGUAAAACAAUCUACUAUGCGACUUAGGUCCAACUGCGCUUUAUAUUUCGGCGAGUUAGAGCAGCUGAAGAUUCCAUUGAUAAUCUUUUCCGCAGGUAUCUCUAAUGUUAUUGAGGCGUCGUUACUAUUUGAGCUAGGCAGAAUCCCGGAAAAUGUUCAAAUUGUAUCGAAUACAAUGUACUUCAAUGAAAUGGGUGUCAGUUAUAAAUUUUCGGAACCAGUUAUACAUUCAUUCUCAAAAAAUGGAAGUUUGCUAGAAAAUUGCUUGGAAAAAGUGCAAGAUUUAAAACUGAAGAAUCGAAUUAUCCUUCUGGGCGACUCCUUAGGAGAUUUAUGUAUGUUGGAUGGCUGUUCGCUGCUGAAUGAGAGUGAUAACACUAUAUUAAAAAUUGGUUUUUUGAACAAAAAUGUUGAUAUGUUAUUGGAUUCGUUUGUCAAAAAUUUUGAUAUGGUUAUAAUAAGAGAUCAAACAAUGGACGUUUUGAGACAUCUGAAUUACAUUUUAUUUUCUGUCGGUAAAUCACCAUUUAUAUAA
Messenger RNA from Brugia pahangi, 909 nucleotides. The record is from the annotation of a GenBank genome assembly. Lineage: Eukaryota; Metazoa; Nematoda; Chromadorea; Rhabditida; Onchocercidae.